AUGCCUGUUUUUAUGCUGGUGUCACCCAUGUCUUCGGCACCUUCACUCGAGAAUCCGCCAGAAUCAGUGGCUGCAACGCCUCUCAGGAUUGAUUCAAUAUCUGGGCCUCACCAUGCGAAUCAGGAUCAAGAAGCAGAGCCCGACUCGGAGAAAAACAGGACAUACUAUACCGCUCACGGCCGGUUUGCCGGCCAGGUCGUCGCUGCCAUAGACGAAAGGGCAGGCCUCAUCCCAGCCACCUGUAACCAGGUCCCACUGGUAGAUGCACCGCUAUUUGGUGAUCUCAACCUACCUUCUCAAUCUUGUGUCUUGUCUUCGUCGAUCGAAUUGCCUCCCCGGGUAUAUGCCGACCAAUUGAUUGACAUAUACUGGCAACACGUUGACCCUAUGGAGCCAGUUUUAGAUCAUCAGCGUUUCCUUGAAAACUAUGAAAAAGCAUAUUCAACACCCAUAACACCACUCUGUGCAGACUACGACCUCUGGCUUGGUAUUCUCAAUGUAGUGUUUGCCCUGGCAGUUCAAAGACAAGAACACAAUCCGCUGCACCAAAGAAACGAGGAAGCAAAUCGAUUUUUUCUGCGCGCAUGGGCCCUACUUCCAGCUGAGUCUAUGCUAUGGAAACCUGGGUCACUCGAGCUCGUACAGUGCCUGAUGCUGAUAAAUCGAUACCUGCACUGCACCAAUAAUCAGCAGAAGACAUGGAUGACAGCGGGUCUGGCGAUGCGGAUUGCGCAAAGCAUGUGCUGCCAUCUCACUGAGACGCCCUGGUUGAAAGGCUCCAGUGACGACAAAGCUUUGAAACAGAAAGUAUGGGCUAGCUGUGUUGCGCUCGAUCGAUGCAUCUCCUGGUCAUUGGGUAAGACAUCGUCAUUGGUACUAAUUGCGUCCCCACCACCCAAUAGCUCGCAACAACUAGGUAAGAAGGCGAUGCAUGAUACCUUGGGAUUAAGACUUUACGAAAUCGGGAAUCAAAUUCAACUGGCGCAGAUCCAGACCCGAACUAGUCUCACAGCCAGAUUUCGCCCUCCACUCCUAUCUCAACAAGACGAGUACCAUAACGCGGCAUUGCAACUAGAUGCAUGUCUUCAAGAUUGGGAAAAUAGUCUCCCCGGCGAUUGGCAACAUCAGAACCUCAGAAUGGUGGUCGACAGGUCGUCCCGAGCCGAGAGAUACUUGCUUCAUCUUCGCUACCUCCACCACAGAGUAUUUCUCUACAGACCCAUGCUCGCCCGAUUCUACUCGAUGAAACCAGACACGCACCCUUCACACAAAUCACCCAGCCUAAGCCACCGACUCCUCCGUGAAAGCGCCAGCAUGUGCAUCGAAGCCGCGCAACAGAUGGCUUCAUUCGUUAACGAGACGCUUGAGCCAGAUGAGCCGAUCGGACUCCUCCCGUGGUGGUACAGAAUAUACUACCUUCAUAUUGCGGGUGCCAACUUCCUCGCAGCUAUGUUUCGAUCGGAGCUAUUCACAGAUUCUGUUUCCCAGUCUUGGACAAGUGUUCUGCUGGCGCUCCGCGCUCAUGAACACCUGAGCCCUUAUGUCCAGCAGUGCCUGCGGACGUUUGAGACCCUUGCAGCCAGGAUCAGGGGCAAGGCUUACCCCAGUAUGGAUGGCGGUGGGUGUGGUUUGAUGGUUGAUGGGUCUUCGGAAGUUUCAUUCGACGAUAUUUUCAAGGAUGUCAAUUUUGACUUCGACAAUUUCAUAUUUGGGCCUGAGGACUGUGGAGAAGGGUUGGUUUAG
Molecule: messenger RNA, 1743 nt
Organism: Penicillium longicatenatum
Lineage: Eukaryota; Fungi; Ascomycota; Eurotiomycetes; Eurotiales; Aspergillaceae
Product: putative transcription factor
Exons: 3
Coding region: 1-1743 (580 amino acids)
Biological process (GO): DNA-templated transcription; positive regulation of transcription from RNA polymerase II promoter by galactose
Cellular component (GO): nucleus
Molecular function (GO): RNA polymerase II cis-regulatory region sequence-specific DNA binding; DNA-binding transcription factor activity, RNA polymerase II-specific; zinc ion binding
Source: RefSeq, a predicted model, not a curated record